Trypanosoma cruzi is the source of this 315-nucleotide messenger RNA. RefSeq lists its product as uncharacterized. The transcript has a single exon. NCBI's taxonomy places the organism in Eukaryota, Euglenozoa, Kinetoplastea, Trypanosomatida, Trypanosomatidae. The record is from RefSeq and is a predicted model, not a curated record. Bases 1 to 315 code for a protein of 104 amino acids.
AUGAUGCUUGAUAGCGGUGCUGCAAUGCGCGAGAGCCGGUGGUCGGGCAUUUGGCGCUUUGUAAAGUCAUACACGUCACAUGUGGGGUCGGCAUACCUUGAGUUUGCAACACCCGUUGCCCUCUUUUUUAUAUUUAACAUGGCAUUGGACAUGCAGGACACGGAGCGCUUUGGUCUUGCGUGGAUUCAUUACUCCCGCGUAGACGACGAGCGAGAGCGUGAAGAAAAGUUCCCGGCAUAUGAACCCGGAAGCGCUCCGCAGCUCAAACGAGUUAAAGCAGCCACAACGACGGAGUACAUCGCCUCCACAGCGUAA